Molecule: messenger RNA, 972 nt
Organism: Parasteatoda tepidariorum (common house spider)
Lineage: Eukaryota; Metazoa; Arthropoda; Arachnida; Araneae; Theridiidae
Cellular component (GO): membrane
Source: RefSeq, a predicted model, not a curated record
AAAAAAGACCCAAAUCUGUAUAUAUUUGUUUAUAUCUCACAGUUACGUUAUUUUGAAUUUCUAUGGAUAGGCUUUUAGAUGUUAGUAUCCCGACUUUUGUCAUAAACGGAUUUUUAAUAAUAAAUAGUUUAGUUUUGUGGAUACAAGGAUUACUUCUAUUCUGUUGUGGUGUAUUGCUAUAUACUGUACUGAGGGACUUUUUCGUUGAUAAGACUGGUAUCAAUGAAGUUGGAACCUUCUGUUACUAUUGCUGUUGUACAGGAAUCGCCUUAUUGGCUGCUAGUUUUUUUACAGGUCAUGUUCUUUUCAACCAGAGUAUUAGUUAUUUUGGAAUUCUUGCUAUGACCUAUGCUUUGCUAUUAAUUUUUCAAGUUCUUUUCUUCAUUGCGGGGUUUUAUUAUACGGACAAACUUCAAGCUACGUUGCGUUUUGCCGUGAGCACCACUAUGGGGAAUUAUAAUGCCAAUAAUGAAAUAAAUGUCAUGUUGAACACUUUACAAUCUAUAUUCAGGUGCUGUGGUAGUACCGGUUAUACUUCUUGGUUUUUCACUGGUUGGGCGAAAGGUAAACCACGAGUUCCUGAAAGCUGCUGUAUCAACCUGAGAUAUUGCCAUAACUUAGAACCUGUUAUUGAUAGCGAAAUUCAUGUGAUUGGAUGUAACUCAAGAAUAGAUUUCCUGGCAAAGUCUAUGCAUGCUGGACUUCUUGGACUGUUGCUACUGGAUGUUAUUAUGGCGAUCUGUGCAAUCGUUGCAGCAGUAACAAUGUCCCUGCGAUUCAAACGAUUGAGAGAACUGAAUGCUGUAGUACCUAUAAUUCCAAAUUCUGAAAGUUCCUCAGCAGAUGCAACAACGCCAUCAUGGCAGCACCCCUACCCAAGUAGCAAAUCUAUAGGGAAUCUUGCAGCGGAUGCAUUGCGAACUAAACGAACUAUAUUCAAUGCAUGAAAAUAAAUUCAAUGUAAAAAAAAAU